AUGUCUCAGCCGUCAUUGGCAAUUCCGCUGAGGUCAUCGAGUAUGAAUGCUCAGACCACAGGAAUGCGAACGAGCAACAGGAGUCAGGAGAACCUGAGAUGCGAGAAAUCAUCGAAAGCCCACAAGAUCUUGGGAACGACAGACAUCUCAUUUCAGGAACAUAAGCAAGAUGACACAAGGAGAAAUAUCCGGGCCAGUUUCAUGAGAACAUCAGAAAACAAAUCGACAAAAAGCGGCACAUUCGUCCCUUUUCCGUCGGGCAAUCUUGACACAACCCUACCAUCCCAGCACCUUCGCGUCAGAGCAUCGUCCCCGCUUUUGGGACAAGAGUAUCUGUCUCAAGAUGUUAGUCCUCCUCUUCCGAAAUCAUCGAAGAAAAUCCAUCAGUUCGGGUCAUCGUCGACUCUUUUCUCCUAUUUCAGUUCGAGAGAACCCACCGGUGAGCAGAGUUCGUCACAUUUGAGCACCGGGGCAGCAGCAAGGAGUCCCGAGUCGCAACAGGGUGGUGCCAGUCCGGGCCGAGGAUCAAAUAUAGAUUCAAGAAUGAGCCUAAGGCCAGCCAAAACACCCGUCAAGGAAUCAAAGCGGAAAAUGCGGCCACCAAGGAUUGAUCUUUCUCUAUUGUUUCCCAAACCGCGAGAGACUGCCGCGCCUCUUUUGUCCCCGCAGCGCCUGACGAGCUCUCCGUCUCCAAUCUCGGUGACUUCUGAAUAUCCUUCCACUCAAAUGAAGAGACCAGAACCGCCUACAGUUGUGAAGCGACCCACGAAAACAUCACCCACACGAGCGCCUGCCGGUCAGCUAGAUACCCUGCAGGAGAACGAUAACGCAAAAAUAACCUCAGCAGUUCGUGAGUCAAAGAAUAUGGAUUACUUGGGCGCGGCCUUUGAACGAACAGUGAGGACUAGCGAAUUCGAUAUGGCCCUCGACAAAUAUUAUGACGCCAAAAGUCUCAAGUCCAUCAAAUCAGCGCAAUCCGGGCCAUCUGUCUUGAGUUCACAAAGCCCGGGAAAUACGCGAGCCCCUGGUCCCAAAUCCAGAGAGAAAGCGUUGCGGAAGAUGUCGUCCAGUGGCUCUGUUGGGGGCUGGAGCAAAGAAACAUACUUGUCUCCAAAAAAUUGCGCCUUUCCAAGGCCAAACCACAAAUCAGACUCGUCAAACACACGCAAGUCUGCCUCGCGGGAAGACUCGGCCGUCGACAAGGGAUUAAUGUCAAAGAAAAGCAGCAAGAGCACAUUGAGGAAUGUCGAUUUAAACAACUCCAGCGUUCUGUGCCUUUCAUCCUCGGAAGAUGAAAGCGAUGGAGAUGAGGCGCCAAGCAAGAACAUAGGCGAACCUCACAAUCUUACAGCAAGAGACAGCUUCGUCACAUUUGAAGACGAGUUUGACGCAGAGAUCUGUAUGGCCUCCGCCGCACAAGCCACACGGGCCUCGACAUUACGGCGGGUGGACGUAUCCAAGCUGUCCAGCAAGGGCAGCUCUCAGAUCCUCCCGAACAACUCAUCUGUCCAUCGAAACCCAUCAAUGUCUUCAGCGGGCAAAUUAUCUUCUGCGACAAAGAAAAGCCGAUCACGUCGGUCAAGCGGCAUACCUACCAUCUCCGAGCCUGAUAACGAUGAUAUCUUCAGUCAAUUCAGGAAUCCGCCCCUAUCUCAAAAAGAACGCGAUAGGAGAAGUCGAGUGAUGGCAGUGACAAGGCAAGAAGAACAUCUCCUCGAGGCGAUGAGACAGCGGAAAGGGAAGAUCACUCCAAGUAUAUUUCAGCAGGCACAGUAUAACACCAGCCUGGAGCCUGACCAGGGUUCAAUGCUUUCCUCGCCUUCCCGUGACUCUUUCUACGGUUCGCACACCUUCUUGCGAUUGAGUCCCGGGCUGCCACCUCAGCGUCCGUCACGGGCAGAUCAAGGUGCAACCUACCAUGACAAGGACGGUACUAUUUCUCAGGGCGCUGCUUCUGAUGCUGAACAGAAAACGAUCAACUCAGGUCGCGCAAGCGUGGCGUACUCUGAAAGCCUACCAUCUCCCGCUACCAGCGGGGCAUCACCGCUGACCCCGACACUGCCUAUACACCGAUUCUCACCCCUUCCAUCACAGAAACCGCCCCCACGUCGUCCUCCUCCCGCCGUGCCUCAGGCUCAGAGAAGGCACUCCAGAAGACGCACAGAUAGCAGCGAGGCGAUUGCCUUAGACGCAGCUGAAGAGUCGGGAGAGGGAAAUGAGUUUCCAAUUUGGGCACUUGACUGGAACCAAGCCAGUCGCAGUUUAGCUGCUGUACACUAG
This is a messenger RNA of Aspergillus lentulus, 2280 nucleotides long. RefSeq lists its product as uncharacterized. Lineage: Eukaryota; Fungi; Ascomycota; Eurotiomycetes; Eurotiales; Aspergillaceae. The record is from RefSeq and is a predicted model, not a curated record.